ACGCGCCCACCGCCCGCCCGCCGAGCAGCCGGGCUGCCGCGCUCGGUUUCUCCGCGAAAGCCGGCCGUGUACCUAGGAAUUAACCGGCCGGCGCGGGAGGGGAGGGGAGCGGGAAGCGGGGCGGGGGGGGGGGAUGCUGAGCGCGCGCGAGAACAAUAAUAAGAUCGUGUUUGCGGUCGCUGCCCGAGGAGGAAUUCGGAGCAGACGCGAGGCCCGGCGCUCGCGCCGCGCCCGGGAGCCCGGGAGGGAGGCCGGCGGCGGCGACAUGAGGCAGGCGACGCGGCGCUGGUAAGCAGCGCGCGGCGGCGGCGGCGGCGGCGGGGACCUUGGCGCGGCCGGACGCGGGCGAGCGCCGAACGGCCGGGGGCUCCCCUCCCCCGCUGCCGGGCCGUGAUUUGCCGGGCCUGCUGCGCCCCCCGCCCACCCCUUGCCUCAGCCGCCGCCUCGCCGCUUCCCCUCGUCGGAGCGGCCGCUCGUCCGUCCGGCUUGAGGCCCGCGGGGAGUGCGGCGCAGUCCGUCGGCCCGCGGGGGGGCGGCCUCCCGGCAUCUUCGCGGCGACCAAGGACUACCAGGAAGGGGAGCGGCUGGGAUGGCGCGUCCGCGUCCCCGCGAGUACAAAGCGGGCGACCUGGUCUUCGCCAAGAUGAAGGGCUACCCGCACUGGCCGGCCCGGAUUGAUGAACUCCCAGAGGGAGCUGUGAAGCCUCCAGCAAACAAGUAUCCUAUCUUCUUUUUUGGCACCCAUGAAACUGCAUUUCUAGGUCCCAAAGACCUUUUUCCAUAUAAGGAGUACAAAGACAAGUUUGGAAAGUCAAACAAACGGAAAGGAUUUAAUGAAGGAUUGUGGGAAAUAGAAAAUAACCCAGGAGUAAAGUUUACUGGAUACCAGGCAAUUCAGCAACAGAGCUCUUCAGAAACUGAGGGAGAAGGUGGAAAUACUGCAGAUGCAAGCAGUGAGGAAGAAGGUGAUAGAGUAGAAGAAGAUGGAAAAGGCAAAAGAAAGAAUGAAAAAGCAGGCUCAAAACGGAAAAAGUCAUAUACUUCAAAGAAAUCCUCUAAACAGUCCCGGAAAUCUCCAGGAGAUGAAGAUGACAAAGACUGCAAAGAAGAGGAAAACAAAAGCAGCUCUGAGGGUGGAGAUGCGGGCAAUGACACAAGAAACACAACUUCAGACUUGCAGAAAACGAGUGAAGGGACCUAACUACCAUAAUGAAUGCUGCAUAUUAAGAAAAACCACAAGAAGGUUAUAUGUUUGGUUGUCUAAUAUUCUUGGAUUUGAUAUGAACCAACACAUAGUCCUUGUUGUCAUUGACAGAACCCCAGUUUGUAUGUACAUUAUUCAUAUUCCUCUGUUGUGUUUUGGGGGGGAAAAGACAUUUCAGCCUUUUUUAAAAGUUAUUGAUUUAAUUUCAUGUUAUUUGGUUGCAUGAGGUUGCCCUUAACCACUAAGGAUUAUCAAGAUUUUUGCGCAGACUUAAUACAUGUCUAGGAUCCUUUUAUCAAGGCAGUUAUGAUCAUCAUUUUCCUGCCUUGACCCCACCAUCACCAAACACUCAGUUAAAUAUAAAUUAACAUUUUUUAGAUGACCACUCAACAUAAUGCUUAAGAAUGGAAUUUCCUCUCUUUGACAGACCCAGGAAUUAAUUCCUAAAUACAUAAUGUUGGUAUAUUGAAGACGAAAUUAAAAUUGUCCUUCAGUUUUGAGGCCAUGUGUAAAGUUUAACCAUAUUGUAAAAUAUCUAUUCCGUAUUAGAAAUAGCUAGUUGACAGCUUAUACUUCUCAAAAUUCAUAUUGUUACGUACACAAACUAAGUUUCUAUAUGUGAAGUUAGUGAGUCUUUUUGUGUUACUCCAAAAUAAAGGCAAUGAUUUAUUUUUUCCCAGUGCCAAUACAAUUUUGAGCUAAGCACUCAAGGUGGAUACUUCACAUUUUAAAGCUGGAAUCAGCAACAGCCCUAUGGGAAACCAGACAAAACAUUGACUUUUAAAUGUAGACUUUUAAAAUAAACUGUUUUCUUUUGGAACUACAAUUAGAAUAGUUAAUAUUCAUCCAUAAACCAUUAUUAUGUGUACAUUAUUGUUGCUAUUGUGAAAAUAGAGAAUUUUAUUUAUUUUUAUGCCAGCUUAUAUUGUGAGAACACAUUUAGUCAGUUUGGGUUUUAUCAAUCCUGUUAAUGCUUGUCCUUGGAACAUCUUUUGCAUAUUCAAGGUUUGUAGUUGAAAAGUUUACUGUAAAAAAAUCAAAAACAAAAAAAUGUAUUGUUUUUACAGAAUAAAUUUAUUGGAAUGUGUACUGGGAGUAAGAUUUGAGGUUGUAAGCAAACUAAGUUAGUGUAAUUUGGCUUCAUAUAUGUAAUGUGAGGUAUUAAUGUAAUUCAUAUAUUAAAGCAAAAAUUGUUCACAGCAAGCUGACAAUAGAAUCAAGUGCAGGUGAGGGUUUUUUCUUUCUUUUUUUUUUUAAACACUCGCUGGGUUUUAGAUUAUUUGAAAACACUGUAGGGGAUGAAGGGGAGAUGACUACAUGAUUUGCUUACACAUGCAUAUUUACCAGCCCUGUGGACCCUAGAUUUUGUAACCUGAUAUUAUCCAUGCAUUGAUUUGUAUCCCAUUUUCUUUUGGUUUUCUUUGUGAGAGCUAAUAAAAACAUGAGAAAAUG
Messenger RNA from Rhinopithecus roxellana (golden snub-nosed monkey), 2656 nucleotides. It is a transcript of the gene HDGFL3, whose product is annotated as HDGF like 3. NCBI's taxonomy places the organism in Eukaryota, Metazoa, Chordata, Mammalia, Primates, Cercopithecidae. Gene Ontology annotation, cellular component: nucleus. The record is from RefSeq and is a predicted model, not a curated record. Gene Ontology annotation, biological process: regulation of transcription by RNA polymerase II. Gene Ontology annotation, molecular function: double-stranded DNA binding; transcription coregulator activity. The transcript has 6 exons. The coding region runs from base 590 to 1201 and encodes 203 amino acids.